GCCACCUGAAGGCCGUUUGGCCACAGUAAAUCUCAAAUUUCCCCUCGAGUUCCCCCGUUCCUCCCGCAGCAGUCAAUCAUGACCAAAGCCAUCACAAAUAUGGGCCCUUCGGCAGAUGUGGGUGUCAUGUCUGUCGCCAUGUCAAUGGCGCAGACAGCAGACUCAGAAAAGGGCCGUGACCCAGAAAGACCCCCGCUCUACCAAGUUGAUCAGACAGCCCAAGUCUCUCACCAUGACCAAAUGCUACCAGCCGACGUCAAAACUGCGAGAGACUGGCCACGGCCCCGAAAAUGGAUAGCAACUCUGAUACCGUCGGGUUUCUUGUUCCUCCAAGCAUUGACCGAGACAAUGCUCGUCCCCGUGGAAAAGCAAGUGUCGAGAGACCUGCAUAUAAGACGCCCCUAUGAGUGGAUCCUAUGCAACUCUCUUGUUCUUGUAGGCAUUGGCUUCGGCCCACUUCUUCUCGCACCCCUAUCCGAAGUAUACGGCCGCAAACCCAUUUUGCUGAGCGGCAGUGCCGUAUUUCUCAUCUGGAACACGGGCUGCGGAGCAGCACCCAACCUCGAAUCCUUCCUCGUCUUCCGGCUUCUAUCUGGCUUUGGGGCUUGCGUUGCAGAUGCCAUUGCUGGUGGUCUCCUGAGUGACCUUUGGAGGGCUGAAGAGAGGGGGAAAGCAUUUGCAGUCUACAUGGCAGCACCGCUUCUCGGCCCUGCUUUGGGCCCCAUUUUCGGAGCGUUCAUUUCUGAAGGUGCGAAUUGGAAGUGGGUGUUUUGGACAACAUCAAUAGCCACAGGAGUCGGCAUGGUCGUAGCGAUGCCCUUUUUCAAGGAGACGUAUGAGCCAAAGAUACGCCAAACCUUUGCCAAAAAGUCUCAGCGGCAGCAGCAGCCUAUGAGCACUGAAAAGACGACUGCCUUCUUAACGCUCAUGAGAGCCAAUCUCCAACGACCGUUCCGAAUGCUAGCGACCCAACCCAUAGUCCAGCUUCUCGCAACCUACAUGGGCCUAUUGUACGGAACCAUGUUCCUAUUCCUCUACAUGUAUCCUCGCAUGUGGGAAGAACAUUACCACCAGAGCAUCCGAAUUGGAAGUCUGAAUUACAUUUCAGCUGCAAUAGGAUAUGUUGUUGGUGUUAAUGUUGCUGGCCACCUCAACGACUGGAUCUAUGCAAAACUCAAAGCUCGUAAUGGUGGAGUAGGCAAACCCGAGUUUCGCGUGCCCGCCAUGAUCGUUGGGACACUUCUCGUACCUAUUGGGCUGAUAUGGUGGGGAUGGUCCGGCCAGGCGAGGAUUCAUUGGAUCAUGCCCAACAUCGGAUGCUUCAUUUUCACCACCGGAUGCUACGUUUGCGCUAGCUGCGUUUCUCUCUUCCUGAUUGACACCUACGUCAAAUAUUCUGCUUCUGCCCUGUCAACAGCCCUACUUACUCGAAGUUGUGCGGCUGCCUUUUUCCCACUGUUUGCACCUUAUAUGUUUGAUCGCCUGGGCUUUGGCAUAGCAGCGACGGUACUAGCAGCGGCAUUUUCAGUUUUUGGCAUGGCAUCCAUUGCGAUUCUUUGGUUUUAUGGCGAACGCAUCCGGUCCAAGAGCACAUACUGUACCGAGUUUAUUUAGGCGGACUGCGAUUAGAAGAUCAUACAGCACCGCCGGGACAAGUUUGGCUUUGUUUGGAAUGCCUUUUCCUACAUGUGGCCAGAUUUUGGUAAGAGAUUUGACGUACUUGCAAAAAGAAAGAACAUCAGGUCAUGGCAGGAAGAAGAAAAUGAUAUUAGAUUUGGACACAGAACCCAUUCCUUCUCAGUCGCAGUCAUUUGGGAGUGCCUUUCACUAAGUCUCGAUAAAAG
Exserohilum turcica Et28A is the source of this 1844-nucleotide messenger RNA. RefSeq lists its product as uncharacterized. Gene Ontology annotation, cellular component: membrane. Bases 79 to 1614 code for a protein of 511 amino acids. Lineage: Eukaryota; Fungi; Ascomycota; Dothideomycetes; Pleosporales; Pleosporaceae. The transcript has 2 exons. The record is from RefSeq and is a predicted model, not a curated record. Gene Ontology annotation, biological process: transmembrane transport. Gene Ontology annotation, molecular function: transmembrane transporter activity.